Oryctolagus cuniculus (rabbit) is the source of this 10346-nucleotide messenger RNA. RefSeq names its product exophilin 5 (gene EXPH5). The record is from RefSeq and is a predicted model, not a curated record. Gene Ontology annotation, molecular function: small GTPase binding. NCBI's taxonomy places the organism in Eukaryota, Metazoa, Chordata, Mammalia, Lagomorpha, Leporidae. Gene Ontology annotation, biological process: intracellular protein transport; positive regulation of exocytosis; positive regulation of protein secretion. Gene Ontology annotation, cellular component: endosome.
AUCAGCUUUGAAAUACUCAGAUACAUUGUCUCUUGAGGACCAUUACCUCUUGGCAAUUGAGGUCAGCUUUUAGACCUGAGACCAGGAUUGGGGGUGAGGGGGCAGUGGGCAGAUUUCAAAGCAGAAUUCUGGCAAGGGAGUUGCAACUUGUUCUCCAGCUCCAGAUGGCCUGGUGAAGGACUCCUUGGGGAGAGGCUGAAAUCAGCCCACCUGACGGUAGAGGAGGCAGCUGAAUGGCCCACAGGAACCACACACCGGCAAGCCAUGGCAAACAGCCUGGCAGACAGCAGGUGCCCAGCAGGCCAGAGGAACUGCAGGUGCUCUCAUUUCCUCCCUGUAGCUUUGGACUUUGUCAGGAGUUUUUUCUCUCUCCUAUUCUAAGCAAAAACAAUUAAGGCCAACUGAUCAUGGAGCUCCACACCCCACCCCACCUCCCAAGAAAAAAAAGAAAAGCUCAGCACGACACUGCAUUUCAGGGGGCUGCUUGUGCUCCCUGAAGCAGCAACAAGCUGGCUUUUCAGAUCACCCCAUUGGUAGAAGGUCAGCAAAAGGCAUUUCGCCUUCAGUGAGCGCCAGACUCCUGUCCUCACCAGCACAGGGCACUGCGGAUCUUGGUUUUGAAGCUUGUCCAGAAUCACUGAGGAGAGAGGCAAAGCUAUCAGUGUACCCUGUGCCCACCUACACCCACCAGCAAACUUCAGAAGACAAAGAGGGAUAUCAGAUGGCUUCAGGGGGUGACUGGUGAAUGGUUUGAAGAGAUUCAAAGAAAGAAGUUUUGCAAUGAAACAGAUGUUAGCCAAAUGUUGAAGCAACCUCUUAAAUACAGGCUAAGGAAGGAGAUGGCAAAAAAUGAUCCUAUGGAAUUGCAAACAUCAAGAUCUAAAAACCAAGCUAAUCAAAAAAACCCAACAUCUGUUCCUUCUCGACCGAGCUUCAGAGCAUCCUUCGCUUCCCUGUUCUCAUUCAGAAAGUCCAGGAAGGAGACUUCAAAGCUUCCGUCGCUGGGACAGAAAGGGUGCGAUGACUGUGUAGAACCUUCUGUCACUGUGAAGGGAACCACUUCGGCAAAAAUAGUCAAUUCACCCCUGGAAAAUCAACCUGUUGACCGUGCUUUUGUCCCCAACCCAGCAGUCAUGAGAGAGGGCGGUGCCAUUCCUCCUCCAUGGGAUAUUUCAGUCCUGGAGAACGAGUUCUUCCAAGUUUUAGAUGACUUGGAUAGCAAACUGGCUCAGGAACAAUCUGCAAGCUCACUAAGUACCAGAAUGCCCCUCAACUGUGGACCAAGAACACAAUUCAACCAUUUUUACUCCAGUGAGAACACACGUGGUAAUAUCUCAGGAAAGCACAAAAAUCGCUAUAAUGAGACUUCCAAUAUGUCUAUCUAUGACAUCCUAAGACCAGGAACUCCUAGGGAAGGUUUUAAAACAUUUUCUCCUAGGACAAGAACAAUUUAUGAUAUGUACAGGACAAGGGAGCCCAGAGUCUUAAAAGAGGAUUAUGUGCAGAAGAAUACUUUCGGUAGUACUUCCCUGUGUUUCGACAGCAGGCAACGAUCAGCCUCACUAGCCACAAGGCAUUUCACAGCAAGAAGCUUACAUUCUCCAGCCACAACUGAGAAAAAAGGGGGGUUUCUACCACCAUGCCCCCAGCAGAGCCCAAAGCGAACUCCUCUAUCAUCUAUCAUAUGGAAUAGAUCAGAUUCUUCCAGAGAUGGGCAGAACCAAGGAGAGUUCCUGGGGACACCGUCACCAAUGGAAAUUGACCCUGCUGAUGAGUAUAUAUAUCCCAGCUGUUUUCAGGAGAAUAGAAGUUAUGAACUAUAUCAUUCACAGAAUGUUUGCCAAAGUAUUGGUUUUAAUGCCCGUAUGGAUAAUGCAAUGAGUCCUGACACAUUUGAGAACUCAGAGAAUAUGCCAUUCUACCAUGAAGACAGCCCAUUUGCUAGGUCUUUCUUUAGCAAUUCCUUUGGACAAAGAAGAGAACAGAGAUUUGGACAAGGUCCUUUUUGGGACCAACAGGCAGAACAUUCUUCAUGGUCUGACUUUCAUCAAAGCAGGAAACUAUUCAGUUCAUCUGACAGAGACUUUGAAAUGAUUUUCAUGGAAGCAAAUGCUGCAUCAGCUGUUCACAGCCACAGUGCCCCUUCUCCACCCUGGGGAUCACUUUCUCCCGGUUCUGGGACAAAUGUCUCCAGAAGCCAAGAAGGACCCCAUUCCUGGCAGUCUGAUUUCCAAAUGGCCUCACUGGAGAGCAUGGAGAUAACACAAGGUCAUGGAAACCAGUCUACUACUCAUUUUGGUGCACUAGAUGUUUGCAGCAAGACUGACUCAAGCCAUCACAUCAAAUCUGGUGGGUUAGACUAUAAGCAGAAUGUCAGCAAAGAACCUUACUCAUUUGGAACUACUCAGAUUCAAGCAUCCCCCUUCAAAACUUUCUUCCCCCAGAUUUCCGAUGAUAAAGGGAAUUCUCAGAGUCCCUACUUUCAGAAUCGCACAGUCACUGUGCAGAAGAUGAUUCCUGGUAAGCCUGUCUCUCUUCCAAAAAGAAGCCUUGUAGAAGUCAGUAUAACCAAUCAUGAUUCAGCUGAUUCUCUGCUAGGAAGCCCGGCCAAUGCUUUGGUGAAUAAUGAGAAAAACAUGAAUGACUCUGUUUCAGAAGAUCAACAACUGAACAAGAUGGACCAGACAAACAUGAUGGGUGAAGUAUCCCAACCUGUUUCACAGACUGUGAGCUCUGACGCUUUACCUGAGUUUCUAAAUCCUGUCUCCCGGGACUCCACCAAGAGUGACAGGUUUUAUUUCAAUGCACCUACCACAAUAAGUUCAAAAAGGGUACCCAGAAUCUUUUCCAAGAAAGAUACCUCCAAAAAUUAUGUAUCCAAUACAGAUAAAGCAAAUGAACUUCAUAAAGAGAAGAGUUGUACUAGGAACAGAAAUCUUGGCUCAGCAACUUCCCCACCUUUCAUCCGGGAGAGCAGAGUUCCACCAUCUUUGCCUAACCCAAAUCAAGUUAGUCAUGAAGAUAUUUCAAACAUUAUUAAAAAUAACCACUGGAGCUCUGGACCUAUGGACAAUCAAAACACACAGUCUCCAGUGGAGCCUGUUAUCUUAGAUACUGAGGGAGAACCACGUACUACCACUGAUUCUACCGAUGAUAGCAGGUUGGCUGCUGAGCACAGUGUGUCCUGUGAUUCUUUAGGUUUGGCAACAGGUACGUCACCAGAUUCCUCCCCACCAAGUCAUUCUUUCCCCGAUGCUCUGCCGAGUACUUCUACUACAGUGUCCUGCAAGAGAAGUCCUUCAGACAGAGAUCUGUCUCUGGGAGAAACCGAAGAAAAAGACAGUGCCAGCAAGAACCAAAAUAAUCAGCUUUCUGUAAGUUCCUCAGAAAACCAAAGACAUAAUGAUGGUCAUGGGCCUGUCCAUGACGAAGUGGCUGAUGCUGUCAAAUACUCUCCUUUCAGGAAUGGAAAGGGAAAAGGAAAAGUAAGACACCACAUAUCCUGUAUUGAAAAGUUAAGCAAAGCAGAAAGUAGAUCAGUACCCUCGAAUGACAAUGGUAGCUUCACUGAGAAGAAGCAAGGGAAUUCCAGAGCUUCUGAGCUUGGCACAAUUUAUUGUACCUUGCCAAGAAAAUCAGCCAGUACCCUAAUAAAUAGUAGGCAGUCGGAAAGUAAGAUGCUGGCUACUUCAAUUAGGAAUGGACCCCUUCCAUUUCAAGUCAGAAAUAAUGUGGCAGACCCAAAAGGGAAGCACACAUUCAGCCCACUCAGUCCCAGGUCUCCUGAGUCAGGAGGUGAAUGUGCCAAAGUGCUCUCUGACUCAGCCGCAGCAGCGCCUGGAGCCACGGAGAGGAAGACGAAUAUGAAAACCCUUCGAUCUGCUUCCGUGAGGAAAGGGCCGCUUCCGUUCCUCAUCAGGAGGGCUGUUUCCUGUCCCUCCGCAGAGCCAUGCGCCUCACCUGGCAGAGGCGAAGGGAGAAAAUCGCCCGUCUCAGACAGAAGUGCCCGUGCUGUAAGCCCAGGACCCUGGGGGAGAAUCGUGAACCCUCUCGACAGAGGCUCAUCCGCUCGAGAUUCCUUCUUAACCCAAAGACACCCCGCAAAGGAAUACGCGCACGGAUGCGCAGACGCAGCUGACGGAAUUCCCGCCUCCAGGACAAGUACAUUUUCCCUUUCAAAGGAAGACCCUUUACCUUUCUGUUCGGAUGUGUCAGGAAGUGAAGGUGGGAAAACGUUACAUAGAUUGAAAACUACUAGUAUAUUCUCUGUUUCUGGAGACGAAGAUCAUGUAAAGUGUCUCGAGGUGGUCUCGGUCUAUUAUACUCUACCAAGGAAACCCAGCAAAAAAUUCUGUAACCUCCUUCAACAGUUCACACAAAAUGCUGAUUCGCUCAUAGACUCACCUCAAGUGGGGACUGAAACAUCUCCCAGUGCUUUAGAAAAAGACAAACUAGAUUAUUCUACACGAGAGCAGCCAGGAACACCUUCGGGUGAAGACCCAAACAUGCCGGUCAGCUCUGCUCAGAACAGCCACUGCCUUCCUCAUCCCACUGAAAAUGUGUCUGUCUCACAAUUACCAGAUAGGAGGCCCGCAGAGCCUACCUUACAGGAAAUGGCUUCCACCGAGGCAAAUGUUUCUCUCAGAGAAUGUACAACCGGAGAGAUUCUCCCAGAUAAAUCAGCUAAAACUCCUCUAGGUGAUGUUCAAAGUAGGAUAGAGAGAGGAGGAACAUUGCAAAACGAAACCCUGCAUACGUCAGUAAUGCUCCAGGGAAAAAGAGUUACAGAAGAAAAAUCUGAAAAUUGUCAAGAGUCCAUUAAUACAGGUGACAGGGAUCGCUCAGCCUGUUCACAAUAUAACAUUGAAAAUUCCCAAGCCAGAAGAAGUUCUGGAGAAUGUGCAGGUAGUGGUGUAGCCAUUACAGCUACUGGGAGUGGGAACUGUCCUGAGAAAGAGCACACAGCCACAGCCAUAGAUGAUAGCCCCACUGGCUCAGAGCCUAGGGAAGUCAGAGAAAUCAGAACGGGUAACCAAAACAUGACUGAUAAAGCCCCCUGUGAGUCACAAGGCCAAGCCUUCGCUCCUACACCAGCACUGCAUAAAUUACAGCUUGCUGGGGACACUCACUCAGAUGAAACGGAUUUAAAGAGUCUGCAGUUUAAACUGAGAGAGUUACCCCUCGAGGGGCAGGAGCGUAACAUAACAGACUGCAGGAAGGCUGAAGAUGCAUUGCACAAAAGGGAUCAACCUUCACUUCAUGGAGGAAAUAAAAAAAACAAAACCAACAUGGAUGACCUUGAGAAAGGGGGACAGAGAUCUUCGGUUAAACACAGAUUGGCAGAAGUGUCUAAAGCAAACAGAAAUUCCCCAGCUCAAGAUUUAAGUCAUAGAAGCCUUGUAGCUACCAUCUUCCCCCAGAGUGGGAGCAGGCCGGGCUUUGGCUGUUUAUCCCGUAGCACCUCAGAACAUAAUCGGCUGUUCCCUGAUUCUUCUCCAAAGUGCACGGAUUCCACAGGUGAAAGCAGGCUGAGUAAGGCUGGGCUGAAUGAGGAGAAAUCUGAAAACCCUGUCCAGGUCACCGUAAAAGUCACCAGCGAACCUUCUACACACCCUAGUGAUCAGAGGUCUACCAGCAUUUCACAAGUACUUCAGAAUGAGUUUAAGAGUAUCUCAGCGUCUCCACCGAAGCAUGAGGAUUCUAAAGCAGCAGCAGCAGCUCGGAUUUUGGAAGUAGAGUCAGCGGUCCCAGCGCAGCUCCCGUUCACCAGCCUCAGGGUCACAGGCUGCUCCACCCAGCAGAGGAGACUCAGCUCUCCUUUCCCACUGGAGCCCGCCUGGAAAUCGACAGGAAGCAUCCCUCUGGCCAGCUGUCAGCAACGACAAAGGAAUCUUUCAUCACCAGAAACGGGGACUGAGCCACACCUCUAUCGUUCAAAGAGUUUGAAAAGCAUCAAUGUGCAUGGUGAUAAGCUAUGCAAAAGUCAGCCUCCGAAAGUCAGGGAGCGCCAUUUUUCCGAAAGCACCUCUGUUGACGAUGCCCUGAGUCGACUGACCCUCGGGAAUGAAUUCUCUGUUGACAAUGGGUACAGUCGAAGAUUCAAGUCAUUUUCUGAACUUCCCUCCUGUGAUGAAAAUGAAAAUUGGGCUUUAUAUGGUGACAGAACAAAAACAGGCCCCAGGUCCACAACCUCUAUAUCCAGACCUAUCGACUAUGGGAUUUUUGGGAAAGAACAACAGUUGGCUUUCUUGGAGAAUGUAAAGAGGUCACUCACACAAGGAAGAUUAUGGAAACCAAGUUUUCUUAAGAACCCUGGCUUCCUGAAAGACGAUGUAGUCAACUCUCCCACACCACCAGAUUCUUUAAGCUCGAAUUCCCCUAGGAGUCAGGUGCCCGAAGGUGACUUGUCCCCAAGUAAGCCACUUAAUAUCUAUGAGGAGGACCCAGUAGAUUCAGACUGUGACACCGACACGACCACAGAUGAUGAAUACUACCUAGAUGAAAAUGACAAAGAAUCAGAACUGUGAGAUUUUCUCAAUAAACUGCAUAAGCUUUUCACCAAAAGUCUAUCGUGGAACUCGUAUAAAAAUGUAUGCCCAUGAGAAGACAGAGAUAAAAUAUCUAGUCUGGGCAAUGUCUGCACUGAAAUAACCCAAAUUCCCUUUCUGCCUUCCACAUCCUGUAUAUAUACUUCCUCACUUACAGAACAGUGAAUUCCUGAUUUGAAUGAUUCUCAUUUCUCUCCUCCCUUUGUAUAUGUUCUUGGCCUGCCUUCCUGCACUUGUUUAAAUCUCUAAUGCACUGCAUUAUUUUGGCUUUGACUUUACUUUCUCCCUACUUUUCUACAUCUUCAUUAUGAUUUUUGCUCAUGGUAUCCCCCGCACAUACAAAAUUUAUUAGUCACCCAGCACAGCUGCCACAUUGCAUUUACCUUUCCUGUCCGCACCCUGUACUCGCGAUAUUAGAUGAAAUGUGGGGAUAGCAACAAUGGAGUAAACUUUAUCAUCUGCUUGAUUCAUCAACAUUUAGGAAGUUACUGCUUUUAUUUUUUGAAACAAAGAUAAAAGAGUUUUUGUGAGGGCAUCCGGUUAUAUCCAUAGUGGAGUCCAGGAGCCGCAUGUUUAAAGCACAUGAGGUUAUAGAUGAGGCGCUGAGGCCCUCUUAGCACUCCUAGAAAUUCCUCUACAACAGUUCGUGGGGAUUGGCUGAAUUAUUGAGGGCUGAAUUUUAAUCAAGACAAGGACAUCCUCCAUGCCACCCAAUGAUAGAGGCAAUGAUUUGGCCAUAGACUUUCUUCUCAGGAACAGAACUGAAGGACAGAAAUAAGUAACAUUUCUUCAUGAGACUGUCCUGCACUGUAGUCCUUUCAGCAACUGUUCUUCCCAGUUUCCCAGAACCACCCAUUUCCCAAAUUUUUUAUUUGCAGGUUAGAACACUUCUUUUCAGGUGGGUUUUUUGUUUGUUUGUUUUUACAGAUUUAUUGAUUUGAGAGUUACAGACAGAGAAGGGGAGAGACAGAGAGGUCUUCCAUCCUCUGGUUCUGAUUCACUCCCCAAAUGGCUGCGAUGGCCAGAACUGGGCCAAUCCAAAGCCAGGGGCCAGGAGCUUCUUCCAGGUCUCCCACGUGGAUGCAGGGGCUCAAGCACUUGGACCACCUUCCACUGCUUUCCAAGGCCGCAACAGAGAGCUAGGAAGAAGAGCAGCCAGCACAGGAACUGGUGCUCAUAUUGGAUGCUGGCACUGCAGGCAAAGGCUUAACCUAUUAUGCCACAGUGCUGGCCCCCAGGUGGGGCAUUUUAGUCCAGUACAAAAUGAGAACCCUAGCCAAGCCCCUAAAAUGCUGUCAGUCCAGAUCUGACACUCUGAGAUUUACAGCCUCUUUAAAGAAUCAUCUAUCAAACCUUCAGGAAAUUCUAACACAGAGCUCCUGGGAGCCAGUCACUGAUCAUUUUUUUCAAUAAUUUAUUAAGAAUAAAUCACUUCUGAUAGCCACUGAUAAUUUGAAUUUCCAAAUUUUUUAUUUCCCAUGUAGAAUACCUGGCAAUUUCUCUCCUAAUUCAGGACAAAGAUCAGUAAAUGGCAGGAAAGAUAAUUAACUAGAACCACAGACAGCAUGCAAUCAUGAAUCUCAAUAGUAGGAUGAGCAAUAUAAAUGGGUUUUAUCUCAUUUGUUUUAUUUUUGCUUCCUGACAUAAUCCUAUGGUCCAUUUUUCUCACCUACUCUGUUUCAUUCAUAUAAAUUAAGAAUAAUGAUAGGUGUGGUGAAGUAUAUAGGAUCUGGAACUGACAGAAAGGCAAGGAACAGUAAUAACAGACUAUUAUUAUCAUCCUCUAAUCAUUGCCUUGUCUAGAAACAAACUCCCAGAGCUAGAUUACGUUGCUCCCAGGAAAUCCACAGCUAAUGAAUGUGAGGUAACUAAUGUGAAAGCUGUUCCUUCAAUCUGCCCACUGCUUUUAUACUUCAAGGUCUGACCAGUCUCAGACUCAGCAAGAUCAAUUGUUCUGAACUUUUCAAUUCAAAUGUGUAGGGUGUCUUAGGUAUCUGUUGCUAUAACAAAAUCCCUGAGACCAGGUGAUUUACAAAGAAAAGGAAGUUUAUUUGUUUCAUCAUUCUGGAGGUUUGAACGUUCAAGAGUGUGGCCCUGACAUCUGAUGAGGGCCUUCUUGUUGUAUCAUAACCUUGAGCAGGGUAUCACAGGGUGAGACCUUGCAAGUGCUUUGCUGGAGUCUUCCUCUUACAAAGCUGCCCUCCUGAUGCUAAUACCAUUAACAUAUGAAUUAGGGGAUUAACUUUCCAACAUAUGAACUUUUAGGGGACACAGGUGAUCCAUAAUAUAUGAUGAAGAACAAAUGAUAUUUUAUUCUUUGUCUAAUGUAUGAUCAUAAAUUCUUUUUUCUAUUUAUCUGAUUAUUCAAAAUUUCUGUAUAUAAUCUAUGUUUUCUAUGUCAUUUUAAUAUAUUCAGUUAAUAUUUUAAUAUUAAAAUUCUUGAUUUUUAAAAUGACCAGCUUACAAGUUUAUUUCAGUAAAUACUCUGAGUCUAAAGGUAUGCUACAAAAAGUGAAUGGAGUUUCAGUGAGUUCAGGCUAUGUCACAGGUAUGUUAAGGCAGGGAUAAACAACUGCUCUGGAGCCUGGGCCUUCUGCACUGGGCUCUACUGUCUGAAUUCAAAGGUGAUUGAUGGCCAUUACUCAGUUGCACUAUUUUAAUCUUUGCUUGUUGGUCUGGCUCAAGAAUCAAGAAAACAAAUUCAUAAAAGUAGCACCUUCUACAGUUUUAUAUUUUUAUAAAGCACUUCGUUGAAGAAGUAUAGCAAAUUUCUAUGUAUUUUAACAUACAAACUGCUGCUUUUUAAAGUUCUUUUUUGAUAUAGUUGGUGGUUUAUUAUGGUCAUUUUUAUAUUUACAACUUGUUUUCUGAAAGAUAUAAUCAAUAUUAAAAUAAAUAUGUAAGUGGAGUAAAUCACGAGGGAAUUGAUACUAAUAACUACUGUGUAAAUUAUUAACUUGUUUAGAUAUUAGACUUCUGUAACCUAAAGUUUUGUACUAUUAAGUCCAUUUAAAACAGAACUUAGGGGCAGGCAUUUGGGGUAGUGGCUAAGGCAACAGGUAAGACACCCACGUCCCAUAUUGGAGUGCCUGGGUUCGAUGCCUACCUUCUGCUCCUGCCUCCUGCUAAUGCAGAGCCUGGGAGAGCUGGUGAUGGUUCACAUAAUUGGGUUCCUGUCACCCACAUGGGAAACCUGCCUUGAUUCUUGGAUUUGACCUCAGCAACGGUCUGUUGUGAGCAUUUGGGGAGUGACCUGUGGUGAGAGCAUUUUAUCUUUGUUUCUCUCUCUCCCUCUCUGCCUCUCAAAUUAAAAAAAAAAAAAAAAAAAAAAAAAUUGAGAUUUACCCUUACACUGUAAACACAUGGAUGUUACUACUAACAAAGUUCUCCUUGGUGACAACUAAUGAAGGAGGUAAAUAUAUGCACUAGAGGUGAUGAAAGAAAGUCUUUGAGGUUGUGGGAAGGAUGGGUGUAUCUUCCAUCGAAUGCCAGAGUUUCAAAGGCCUUAUUGCUGAGAGUGUAUUGUUAAUAACAAUGCUUCAGAAUAUUCUACUUAAUGCACAUUGUAAAUAUGUACGUAUUUUACUUUCCAAGAAGGUGUGAAUGUGUUGCCACUUUAUGGCUCUGUCUUCACUGUCAGUUCUGUGUUUCUGAAGCAAUAAGCGCUUUUGUUAAAACUUUGUCAAAUAAUCCUUUUAUGUUAUUAUUCUCAGACUUGUUCUUCAGUUAUGAAAUAUGUGUUGCAAGACAGUGUAAAUUUAAAACGAUGCUUGUGUUGAAAUAAAUGAUUUAAAUAGA